AAGCCAUGGAAGAGGUCAUGAAUUUCAUGAUGCAUGCUUUUGAAUUGGCUCAAAAUCUUGAACUAGAAUUACCCAACAUGGCCAACAAUCCUGAAAUUCUAUUCUCUUCCAUUCAUGAGGUAGAAAAAGCUUAUAGUGAUGCCAAAGAAAGAGUAAUGAUGAUGUUGUCAUCAUCAUCACAACAUGAAACAACAGCAAAAGGUUCUAAUUCUUCCUUUGCUCAAAUUCUGUCUCAUGAUGUUUUCAUGCAGAAAAACCAGCAUGCACAUUCAAUGGAUCAAUUGCUUCUAAUGCAACACCCUUUUGAUGUGAGUGUUUUUCUUGAGAAUAAGAUGAUAAGUGGUAGUGGUAGUGGUGAUGCUCAACUUUUGAGAUCCAAAGGGUCACAAUUAGGAGAAGUUCAAGGAAUACAAGCUCCACCAUCACGACCAAAGAAAAGUAGUAGAAAGAAUGAUUUGGAGAAGAGAACUGAAAUGUAUCCAGCUCCUCAAAUUGGAAACACUGAGAUGCCACCAGAAGAUGGCUUCACUUGGAGAAAAUAUGGCCAGAAAGAGAUACUUGGCCGCAAGUACCCAAGAAGUUACUAUAGGUGCACACACCAAAAGUUAUACCUUUGUCCAGCCAAGAAGCAAGUACAAAGGCUUGAUGACAACCCUAACAUAGUUGAAGUAACAUAUAGAGGUGAACACAUUUGUCACAAAUCCUUAACAGCUCCAUCAUCCUAUCCACCACCACCAAACCUACUUGGAAACAUUAGUACUAUUACUCAAACUACCGUUUCUUCCGAGAGGUGGCCGCUCGCGGUGAAUCUUGACCUCGGGGGCAUAGAUGGUAGCGGUGGUGGAGGCUCUAAUUCAAGAUUUGGAAUUGAAUACGCGGUAGCCGAUAUGGCGGAUGCAAUGUUCAAUUCAGGCAGUAGUAGUGGAAAUAGUAUGGAAUUGCUCUUUCAACCAAGUGAUGAUAAAUGGGAGCAUGAUGAAAAGGAAGAUUGAAAAUAGAGUCAUUGGUUUCUUAAGUGUUUUGUUAUAUUGAUUAACUCAUAGUUAUGUAUCAUUUUGCAAUAUAAUUGCUAGCUAGUUGAUAUAAGGUAGGUUUUCUGAAAUGCAAGUUUAAUUUUUUGGGUGAUACUUAGUAGAGAGAAAUAUAGUAAG
This is a messenger RNA of Vicia villosa (hairy vetch), 1151 nucleotides long. RefSeq names its product WRKY transcription factor 55. Gene Ontology annotation, molecular function: DNA-binding transcription factor activity; sequence-specific DNA binding. The coding region runs from base 6 to 992 and encodes 328 amino acids. Gene Ontology annotation, biological process: regulation of DNA-templated transcription. The record is from RefSeq and is a predicted model, not a curated record. The transcript is spliced from 3 exons. Lineage: Eukaryota; Viridiplantae; Streptophyta; Magnoliopsida; Fabales; Fabaceae.